Aspergillus calidoustus is the source of this 894-nucleotide messenger RNA. The record is from the annotation of a GenBank genome assembly. NCBI's taxonomy places the organism in Eukaryota, Fungi, Ascomycota, Eurotiomycetes, Eurotiales, Aspergillaceae.
AUGAUUGGAAAGCGGAAACGAGAUACCUCUGUGGAAUCAAGAUCAAAGAAAGACAAGAAAGACCAAGCCCGUGAGGAAUCUCCGACCGCGACGGAAUCAAGCGCUCAAGAUAUCUUUCGCAAAUUCUUCGAAGCUCAAUUUGAGCCUCUGGAAGUGCAGGAAAACGGCGCAACACAGGACGAUUCCGGCUCUGAAAGUGGUCAUGAUAGUGAGGACCUUGAAGACCCGGGAUCUGAAUCUGAAUGGAGCGGUAUAGAUGGGGAGGAUGACAAUGAGAAUCGUCCGGUUGAGGUAGUCGAUUACACAGCACCUUCCACCAAGGCCGACGCCCUAAUGGACAAGAGAGCGCGAAAGGCUUUUAUGUCCGCGAAGCCACCGUCAUCCGCUACUGACCCGACAUCUACUACAGAUCAUGCGAAGAAAGGCGGGGAUGCAGACGAUGACAAAGACACCGAAUCGAUGAAUUUGAAGAACGACCUCGCGCUACAGCGACUGUUGAAAGAAUCCCAUCUGCUGGACUCGGCAUCCGAUCUCGCCCCCACGGGCAAGAACCGACACAAGGCACUCGAUCUGAGAAUGCAGGAGCUUGGGGCGAAGAAAUCACUUUAUCACCAGAAGAAUAUGCCGUCGUCAAUGCGCAAGGGUAUCAAAGCCAAAGCCACUUCCAAGGAAGACAAGCGUCGCAGGGAGGCUCGUGAGAAUGGGAUCGUCCUUGAGAAACCUGCGCCAAAGACAAACGUCAGCAGCGGACGACGCGAAAGAGGAGUCGGAGGCCCAUCGAUAGGAAAAUUUGCGGGCGGAACUCUGAAUCUCAGCCAACGUGACAUUGCCCAAGUUCAGAGCGCACGACGAGGCAGAGGCAAGGGCAGGGGGCGAGGUCGUGGUCGCCGUUAG